GGGGCACUGUUCAUGAUGUGUGUGUGUUUGGGGGGGGGGGGUUCUUUGAGCUCGGGGGUUUCGCCGCCACCGAGCACAGUGGCUUUGAGCCACUGCCUCCCCCCGAUUUGUGCUUUCUCUUGCGCCGCCACUGGGAACCAAGGUUUCCUCUGUCCAUCGCCAGCACCACCAAGGAGCUCCGUCGGGCACGACCUCUUUGAGGCCAACUCCUCCCCUACUCCCCCAACCCGUCGUCGACGGCGUCUCCAUCGACCUCCGUCUCAACCACUUCCCAUCCACCGCCGUCGGCUUCCCACUUGGCCGUGAGAGCCUCGCCAACGCCGACUAGCCGUCGCUGCCUCCUCCCGUAGCCACAGUUGCCGCCGGCAGCCGCUGCCGCCUCCUCCCGCGGCCACAGUCCGGCCGACAGCCGCCAUUGCCUCCUCCCGCAGCCACAGUUACCGCCUGCAGUUGCCACCUCCUCCCGCGGACACAGUCGCGGCCGUCAGUCGCCAUUGCCUCCUCCUGCGACCACAGUUGCUGCCUCCUCCUACGGCCACAGUCGCUGCCGACAGCCGACGUAGCCUACUCUCGCGGCCACAGCUGGCGUCUCUAGUGGACGCCGUCACCUUACGUCGCCUUCAUACUAUUUGUUUGCUCCGACCUUUGAGUCGAGAUGGGGUUUCGGCCGUCGAGUCGUUGUGUGCCACUAUUUGUAUUGCUUGUGAGUUACUUGUAUCAUCCGGCCUGCGAGCCACUAUCAUGUCCGGCCUGCGUGCCGUGUGCCGGCCUGCGUGUCGUUAUCAGAUCCAGCUCCUCAGCUGACUCACAUCCAUCUACUCGUCAGGGCCGCGACGACUCGAUCAGUACCGCGAUCAGCUUACCGAUCCAUCCGAGGGCGCCCCCCGGGGCCAGGGGACCGGGGCAACCCGGUCGCUGGUUACAGGUACUGCUGGCCAGAGGACCUCUGACAACUUGGUAAAUACAGAAGACAGAUCACCAUCGGGUCAUGGAGAUGCGGUCAACAUUCCAGACGCAUCAUACCGGCAGUUCCGUCUUCUCAAAUUCCCGAUAGGAACAUAAUUGGCGACGUCUGUGGGAACGCACCUGAUCUAUAACGUGAAGAUGGGCGUCGCCGGAAAAUUCUGCCAUAUUAAUGACCUUGAUGGGUUUCGAUGAGUAUAUCGUAUUCUCCUCACUCCACGGGUAUUCGGGAGUCGAGAAAUUGAGUCAGAUCCUCUGCUGGUUGGCAGAAACCAGGGGGGAAUCAUUGCUCUUCUUGAUGAAGCUUGCAUGUUACCCAGAUCAACACAUGAAACAUUUGCUCAAAAGCUAUAUCAAUCAUUUAAAAAUAACAAAUGCUUCAGCAAGCCAAAGUUGUCUCGCUCUGAUUUUACAAUUUGUCAUUAUGCUGGUGAUGUUACUUAUCAAACAGAGUUGUCCUUGGAGAAGAACAAAGAUUAUGUUGUCGUUGAGCAUCAGGCUCUCUUGGCUGCCUCUAAAUGUUUUUUUAUUUCGAGCCUUUUUCUGCCUAGCUCCGAGGAUGCAUCAAAACCUUCAAAAUUUUCAUCAAUAGGUUCAAAGUUUAAGGCUGACAUUGAGGAAACCAAGACACAGGAAAAUGAAAAACUGCAAGUGGCCUUGCAGGAAAUGCAACAAAAAUUUGAUGAAAUGAAAGCUUUGCUGGCGAAAGAACGUGAGGUUGCUAAUGUGGCUGUUAAAGAGGUUUCUUUCAUUAAAGAGGUCCCCGUUAGUGACACUGCUCUUCUUGAUAAGCUUAGAGAUGAGAAUGAGAAGCUUAAGGCCUUGGUGAGUUCUCUUAAAGCAAAGAUUGCUGAAACUGAGAAGAAGUAUGAAGAGUCAAUCAUAACUAGUGAACAAAGGCUAAAGAAGGCAAUGGAGGCUGAAUCAGAGAUAGUUGACCUCAAAAAUGCUAUGGAUAGGCUUCAGGAGAAGCUAUCUUCAUUGGAGUCUGAGGCUCAGAUUCUUAGGCAGCGAGCUGUGUUUUCUUCUCCCAUAAAGAGUAUGCAAGAACAUUUGUCAACUCCGAUUACUCCUACUAAACAGUAUUUAGAGACUGAUCAGCAUGAUUUUGAAGAGAUGAAGGUUGCAAAUCUGCAGGUGUCUCAGAGUGCUGGUCAAGCAUUGAGGGACAUAGCAAACUCUGAUGCUAAGCUGAGGAGGUCUUCCAUGGAGAGAAAUCAGGAGAAUUUGGAUGCCCUCAUCAAAUGUGUUUCUAAGAAUAUCGGCUUUAGUCAAGAAAAGCCAGUAGCUGCAUCUACCAUCUACAAAUGUCUUCUGCAUUGGAAAUCAUUUGAAGUGGAGAAAACUAGUGUUUUUGAUCGUCUUAUAGAGAUGUUUGGUUCUGUAAUUGAGGAAGAGGAGAAUAAUAACCAUCUUGCUUACUGGCUAUCAAAUGGUUCUCAUUUGCUGUACCUGUUGCAACAUAAUCUGAAGGUAACUAGUGCUGUUGGGGGUACUCCAAACCGGAAACCUACUGCUCCUACUUCAUUCUUUGGCAGGAUGACUCGAAGCUUCCGCUCCUCAUCACAUGCUCUAGAUGAAUUAUCUGCCGUGCAACAAGUGGAGGCAAAAUACCCUGCUUUACUGUUCAAGCUGCAGCUAACAGCUUAUGUGGAAAAGAUAUAUGGAAUUAUCCGUGAUAAUGUGAAAAAGGAUUUAUUACGCUUGCUAUCGUUGUGUAUCCAGGCCCCUAGAGCAGCAAGUGUUAGUCUGCGUUCAACAUCGGGGCUUCAGGUUCAAUCCAACAAUUGGCAAGCAAUUAUUGAAAGAUUCGAUAAUCUACUUAAUACAUUGCAAGAAAAUUAUGUACUAUUUCAAAAGUCUAGAGUUUCCUUUGAUGAUAUAGUCAAUGAUCUCUGCCCGGUUCUCAGUAGCUACCAGCUUUACCGAAUUGGCACUCAUUACUGGGAUGACAAGUACAACACAAAAAGUGUAUCGGCAGAUGUGCUUUCCAGACUGCGGAGACUAAUGAGCGAAGUCACAAGUGAAGUAAAAAGCAGUUCUUUCUUGCUUGAUGACAACUCCAGCAUUCCCUUCUCGGUCGAUGAGAUAUCAAAUUCUUUGCGAUUAGAGGAGUUCUUGGAAGUAAGACCAGCAGCAGAUCUCCUCGACGACCCUGCCUUCUAUUUCUUACUGCAAUGAGGCUAUAGAAGCUGGAGUCCUUGCAACAUCAAUUCUAUACUGAUAUUUCUUCUUCCAAUUUUGUCCAACCUUCUUUGUGGAUGUUUAUUUCAAUUAUGAAAAGUCAAAUCUAUAAGAUUUUGUCAUGGUCAAUGCAAAUUACAUCAUUUUUUUUU
Molecule: messenger RNA, 3299 nt
Organism: Zingiber officinale
Lineage: Eukaryota; Viridiplantae; Streptophyta; Magnoliopsida; Zingiberales; Zingiberaceae
Product: myosin-8-like
Exons: 18
Coding region: 1273-3144 (623 amino acids)
Biological process (GO): actin filament organization; vesicle transport along actin filament
Cellular component (GO): myosin complex; actin cytoskeleton; cytoplasm
Molecular function (GO): actin filament binding; ATP binding; microfilament motor activity
Source: RefSeq, a predicted model, not a curated record